Messenger RNA from Drosophila simulans, 5769 nucleotides. It is a transcript of the gene Or1a, whose product is annotated as odorant receptor 1a. The record is from RefSeq and is a predicted model, not a curated record. The coding region runs from base 4523 to 5701 and encodes 392 amino acids. Gene Ontology annotation, cellular component: plasma membrane. Lineage: Eukaryota; Metazoa; Arthropoda; Insecta; Diptera; Drosophilidae. Gene Ontology annotation, biological process: sensory perception of smell; detection of chemical stimulus involved in sensory perception of smell. The transcript has 4 exons. Gene Ontology annotation, molecular function: olfactory receptor activity; odorant binding.
AGUCGCUGAAAUGAUUAUAUAUAUUUGGCAUGAACCUCCUCUUUCUUACUUUGUGAAUAUUUGUGUAAUGUUUAGAUAUGUUUUCUAAUCUAUUUGGGACUUCUUCAAAACAAACCAAAUAAUCGUUAUAGAUUUUAAAUCAAUUAAUAUUCUUUACAUACAUAUACAAACAUUGUUUUAUAGACAACAAUUAAUAAACAGUUUAAGCAGUGGUUUCCACCCUCUCUUAAGUAAAAACAAAAUUGUGCAAACAUUUGUUGGUCAAUUUUUUUGCUGUGUCAACAACAAUCAUUAAUUAGAUGCAACGAAAUUACCAUUCAACUGCUGCAACAUAAUAAAAAUUGAAAUGAGUUGCAUAUUAGCUAAAUGAAAUCAAAUGACAGGAAGCAAACAACGUGAGCAACAACAGCAACCGCCUUAGCACCGAAUAUACAACAUAUUAUCGAAGAAAUUCAAUAACUGCUCAUUGUGAAAAAUGGCUAACCAGCCACACCAAUUUCAGGGGGGAGGGGUGCGCUUUACGCGCUUUUGAUCAACGGGAAACUCGUUUGAUGCAGUGCAAUCGAAUUACAUUGCUAUGAGAUGCAGUUGCAACUCUCGCUUACGCUUUCCUUUUCGUGUUGCGCAUUUCACUUGUUUCUUCUCUUCUUCUCGCGUGCACAAAGCAGAUCUUGGCACAAUAAAUAAAUUAAUCGACAAAUGACGUAUAGUAUAUGAGGACAGCUUGAAAGUAAAGAAAGACAGAGCUAUAACAGAAUGAUCUGACGAACUAAUAAGUCCGGGGUGACACAUCUUUUCAAUUUGCAUGAUUUUGUUGUUUAUACAGCUCUGUACAUUCAGCUUGGGCUUCUUUUCCUGUUGCACUCAUAACUACGAACCGUCAAAUGGACUUGGCUUGGCCAGCAAGUGAAAAUGCUUUCGCUAUGCAGCAAAAGCGUGUGACUUUUCGCUUUUUAGUGUCUACCGCUGUUUUUUUUUUUUUUGUUGUAUUUUCUGAUUUUGGUUUUCUGCUUUCGGCCGCCGCUGCAACAUUGAUUUCCUCUUUCAUGGCCGGUGGCCGAGAUCCGCAAUUGCAACUCCAAGAGCUGCAAAAUGUUUCCUGCUCCGCUGCAAGACGUGCACUGCGGGGAAUAGGUAACAGAAACACAGGGGCUACCAAAUUGUCAACAUUUCGCGAGUAUUAUUCAAUUUGCAUGACGACAACAAGGAGAAGACAAGUUUACUUUCGCUCUCUGCAAAACCUCGUCAAACAAUUGGCACAUUUCUAGCUUUUUAAUGCACGAUCACUUCCCUUAUUCCAUUAUACAUCUUUGCACACAUUGCACAGCAAAAUUCAAAACGAAGAAAACGAAUUGAAUUUAAAUUCUUAAUCAAUAUAAAAAAUGCAUACAAAAAUGACCAAAAAGACUUUUAGACCAGAAGCGGAAGGUAACCCAAAGUUCGUCUUUCUCCUUGCGAAAUUUCCUCUGUCUCGUUAAAUUACAGCAAAUUCCCUCGCCGAAAAUCAACGGUAAUAAAGCACAGCGCAUCUUCAAUAAAUUUCAUGCAGCUGCCGGCAAGAUAAAGCUGUAAAAAUUAUACAACAAAAUCAAUUGGAGUUUCAGUUGCCUCCGUUUCAAUGUUUUUAUUUUUUCCUGAUGUUUUUACUUUUUUUGUUACCUCUUUGAGGCUUUCGUUUGCCGACAUUUGUGUUAUAUAAUAGUUGGCAGAGUAAUCAUUACGAUCGCUUGUUUGAACAAUGACCAUUAACACUUUACUGCUUUUACCUUUGCUGCACUCCAAAGAAUUUCGAAUUGAAUUUUGCGCAAUGACCGUUUUUAAGGAAUGGGGCUACCUUUUUUAAUUUAAGAAGCAUUGCGAGAAGCGGAACAAUUUAAGACAAGUGAGCGAAAUAUACCAACUUUUCUGUCGACACGUGCUACCUACCGGCUUGGCAAUUACCUGAGUAUCUUAUUGACUGACUGCCUGUGUACUCGCCUGAGUGACUGACUCAUCGAACUAUUGUAUGUGAACAUCUUCUGCAUCCAGCGAGUCAUCCGAACAUCUGCGACAUCUUAAAUCUACAAUUACGAUUGCGCACGACGCAAAAUAUAAGAGACAAAACAGAAAACUGAAAACAAACGAUGGCAAAUGGCGAACAAAAAAAGAAUGUGUUGCAAUUCAAAAUAAUUGUUUAUGCUUGGCAUUAAAAUCGUUACAAAACAAAUAAAACAACCCGGUUGCGUUGGUUGUUGAAGUUUUUUGAGUUUCCUACAUUAAGAUUGACUAUUUUCCGAAGAGAGGAAGCCGUGCACAAUCCGAAUGGCGAUACAAUUUCCCUAUUUCAAUAGCGAAUUCAAUGACACGGAACAUCACGGAUAAUGGCUCCUUAGUAGUUUCUGAUUAGAAUUAGUUUUAUUUAUAAUGACAAUAUCAGUUUAAUUCAAAUACCAUAAGAUAUAAUACUGAUGGAAAGUAAAAUACACCUUCCCUUAAAUUUAAGUUUUAUUUGAAAAGAUCAGAAACGGUCUAUAUAACAACAGAAGUUUAACAAAAUUAAAUAUUUUUUUAAGUGAACACAGUUUGAGGGACACAGUACAAUCGCUUCCUAGGCACAAAACUGCAGUCUCCUCUAGGUUUUUCUACCACUUUGGUGGCAUACAGAUACAGCGAGACUGAGGGACUUGAAGAGCCAGCAUGACAGGUGACUGCUUACAAUUUAUUUGCAUAUUAGUCGGAAACUGUGAAAGGCUAAAAGGCUGAACAGCCACAGACCUUAAAGUGGUAAGGCAAACAGAAGCCGCCACCGACAAGAAGACCUAAACUCCAUUUUGGGCUUGUAAAAGUUCGAUUGUAGAUAUUUGCGUAACAAAGAAAUUGCAUUAAAAAAACUCGAGGCGUAGUGUUCCUGAUUCCCCAGUAGCGUGAGAGUUAUUUCCUCACUGUACCUAAAAAAAAUAUCUGGCUAAAGAUUUGGCCCUUCUACCCAUUCCACUAUUAAUUUUAAGAACAAAUAAUGAUUUUUAAAAAUCUUUUUUUCGUGCAUAAGAUGAUUAAUUGAACUCAAUUAAUUUGAUUAUAUUUAUAAAUAUAAUGAUCUAUUCUUUUAUUAUAAUAAGAAAUUAUAAAAAGAAAUAUUAAUUAUUUUAAAAAUGAAUUAUAAUAUGUUCUUCAUUUUGAAAGAAUUCAAUGAUAUUAAAAAUAAGGAACACCUGUUUGCACGAAUUAUACAUCGACGGAUGCCAACAAAAUAAGAGCUAGAAUGCCAAAUUUAAAAUAGCCUAAACUUAUUUUGACUACGAAACUCGUGACUAUGGUGGGCGCUUCGCUUUCAAAGUCAUUUUGGAUGUUCUCAUGUUGUUCUUCCUGUCAAGUUUUUUUUAGUUAGUUUUGUUUUUAUUAACAAUAAAUUUCAAUUACGCUCACGAUUUGGAUAUCAACAAAGUUUUCAGCGGCACGAAACGAAAAAACAAAGCAGAAAAACGGCCACAAAUGGUGUUAAAUGAUAAAAUGUCAAAUUCUGGAAUGAGUAAAGAAUCAAGUAUUUAAAACCUACAUCAGUAAUAUUAAACCGUGGACUGACAAUGUCGAUGAUAUAUAUGUAUAUACAUAUCUAAAAUCAAGACAGAUGGUAUUGUCGACUCCCCCGACUCAGCUAGUAGAAAUCCGAUAGCGAUAUUUCAUAAUGUUUCUGGAAAAUCGAUAGACACUGGUGAAUAAAAUGGGAAAAAUUUUAAAAUUGUUCAAAAGUGUGGCCAUGGCAGUUUUGGGGGGCGUGGCAAAAAAUUGUUUGACAAAUCAAUUUCAAAUUUUCAAAACUAGAAAAAAUAAGAAAGAACAUCAAUCAAUUUUUAAAAGCGUGGGCGUGGCAGUUCUGGGCGGUUUGUGGGCGUUAGAGUGGCAACAUGGCUCAACCCCGACACUAGAAUAAUUAUUCUCAACAAACUUGCGUUGCGUCUAUGUCUCUAGAAUCUGUAUGCUUAAUCUCAACCUUCUAGCUUUUAUACUUCCUGAGAUCUCGACGUUAAUAUGGACGAACAGAAAGAUGGAGAGCCGGACAGACGGAAAUGGUCAUAUCGACUCGGCUAUUGCUCCUGAUCCUAUGGUCGGAAACGCAUCCUCUAACCUGUUACAUAUAAAGUGCAAAUAAAUGAGACCCAAAAACCAAAUAAUGAACACAUUGUGUGUUGCAUGAAUAACUUCAUAUGCUAAUAACUUAAAUGUGCACAAUAAUAAUCUUGCACCAAGGUGCUAGGCAUGAGGGGUACGCUUUGCCCUGUUGCUUCGUGGGUUUUUAGACAGACAGUCGCCUCAAGCGUAUAAUUAAACCAUUUGCUGGCCAAACCAACCCGUUUUACCUCGCCAAGUUUUCCGCUUACCCGUGGCAAUAAAUUAUCUUGUAUUUUAAAGACUAAUUAGGCGACAACAGAGUUUUGUUCAAAGUUUUUCUAGCCAGCCCACCAAACAUUUUUAAAUACACUUAAAUGGGUAAUCAUUCUUAGUUUAAAUAUCCUCAGUAUAAAUUUACUCAGUAAAGGACGAAAUGUCAAAGCUAAUCGAGGUGUUUCUGGGUAAUCUGUGGACGCAGCGUUUUACCUUCGCCCGAAUGGGUUUGGAUUUACAGCCUGAUGAAAAGGGCAAUGUUUUGCGAUCUCCGCUUCUUUAUUGUAUUAUGUGUCUGACCACAAGCUUUGAGCUCUGUACCGUGUGCGCCUUUAUGGUCCAAAAUCGCAACCAAAUCGUGCUUUUUUCCGAGGCCCUGAUGCACGGGCUACAGAUGGUCUCCUCGCUACUGAAGAUGGCUAUAUUCUUGGCCAAAUCCCACGACCUGGUGGCCCUAAUUCAACAGAUUCAGUCGCCUUUUAGGGAAGAGGAUCUUGGGGGUAAGGAGUGGAGAUCUCAAAAUCGGAGGGGACAACUAAUGGCUGCUAUUUACUUUAUGAUGUGUGCCGGCACGAGUGUGUCAUUUCUGUUGAUGCCAGUGGCUUUGACCAUGCUUAAGUAUCAUUCCACUGGGGAAUUCGCGCCUGUCAGCUCUUUCCGUGUGCUACUUCCAUACGAUGUGACACAACCGCAUGUUUACGCCAUGGACUGCUGCUUGAUGGUAUUUGUGUUAAGUUUCUUUUGCUGCUCCACCACUGGAGUGGAUACCUUAUAUGGAUGGUGUGCUUUAGGCGUGAGUUCACAAUACCGUCGCCUUGGUCAACAACUUAAAAGGAUGACCUCCUGUUUCAAUCCAUCUCGGUCUGACUUCGGAUUAAGUGGGAUUUUUAUUGAGCAUGCUCGUCUGCUUAAAUUAGUCCAACAUUUUAAUUCAAGUUUUAUGGAGAUCGCAUUUGUGGAGGUUGUUAUAAUCUGUGUACUCUACUGCUCAGUAAUUUGCCAGUAUAUAAUGCCACACACCAACCAAAACUUCGCCUUUCUGGGUUUCUUUUCGAUGGUCGUUACCACACAGCUGUGCAUCUAUCUUUUCGGUGCCGAACAGGUCCGUUUGGAGGCUGAGCGAUUUUCCUGGCUGCUAUACGAAGUAAUUCCUUGGCAAAACAUUCCUCCACAACACCGGAAGCUCUUCCUUUUUCCAAUUGAGCGCGCCCAACGAGAAACUGUUCUCGGUGCUUAUUUUUUCGAACUGGGCAGACCUCUUCUUGUUUGGAUAUUUCGCACAGCAGGCUCUUUUACAACUUUGAUGAACGCUCUCUACGCAAAAUACGAAACGCAUUAAAAACAAUAUGUUUACUGAUAUAUUGUAUGUGAAGUCAAAAUUUAUGACUUAAUAAAGUACUUUAUUAA